Molecule: messenger RNA, 2356 nt
Organism: Porites evermanni
Lineage: Eukaryota; Metazoa; Cnidaria; Anthozoa; Scleractinia; Poritidae
Source: the annotation of a GenBank genome assembly
AUGAACAGAGGACCUUUGAUAUUUAAUGGGCCAUUGUGCGCACCUCUUGCUUAUGAUCCGUCAUUCAAAGGUUUGUGAGGUUUUUCUUCCAUCACCUUGCUCAUUGUUUACGCUAUGCAAUUCACCUGUUUUGGUUUCGAAUUUUAGUGGAAGUUCGACUCCACGAGCCACUUUGGAAAGUCAAGUUUUCUCCAGACCAUGUAGCCAUCGAGAUUUUAACUUUGUGCUCUCAGCUAGAGCCACUUUGCAAGAAAGAAUAUGCUGUAAGAAUAAAAGUUUGUUUACUUUUAAUUUAAGCUUGUAGCUAUGCAUAAACGGUGCAAAACACUCAAGCUUACUGAUAUACCUCCGUUCUAUUUUAAUUGAAAGAAAUCAUGCAGAAGAAUGAUUAUGGGUGUUUAAAAUAGCCUCAAAGCGUGAAAAAGGUGUAUUUCUAGAUUCUUCUAAUUUUUAUUGACUAUUUAUUUAUUUAUUUUUAUUAAUUUUUAUAGACAAUAUUACAGAAGAUUGAUGCAGCCCACAAAGUGGAAUACCAAAACAAAUUUGAGCCAAAAGGUUUGUUUGAUAGUUAGCAGUGACAUUUUACCAAUGUGCUGGAAAAUUCUCCUUCUAGAAUUAUGCAGCUAUUAAUAUCUUAACAAAAAGGGUUGUGUGGGUACACGGGGGUAGGGUACUUAGCAUUUGACAGAAUAACCUGCAGAGAGUGCCGCUCCCUGUGGCAUGGGGAUAAGCCAUUUACCAGCUCACCUCGUAAUUACCAUUUUUGUUACCUUAAAUCCUCCAUUAAGCCCCUGAAGGGCUUAUUUAUUUGAAGCUUAUUUGACGGGGGAGCUUAUUAGAGAAGGGUGGCUUAUAUGAGAGGGGAGGCUUAUUUAAUGUAGAAAAGACAAUGGUAGAAGUUCUCCAUAAAGAACUAGAAUACAAAGUGCAAAAGCUCAAGUACAAGAAGGUUGGAGGUCACGCAGCCAAGGAUCAGAAUCAAAUCUGAACUUUCAGUUGGCAAAUAAACCAUCCCAGAUCAGUCCACACGAAGUUUAACAGUCGUGAUUGAUUAAUACAGGACUUCCAUGAUUUAUUAAUAGUGAAGAAUGGUAAGGGAAGUGGAGGGGGGGCUUAUUUUAUUGACACGGGAUACUCACGCUAGGGAUGAUCACACUGCACGAAAAAUUGGAUUUGUACAAACUCACUCGGUGCAAAUAUGGUGCAAAAAAGUGCAAACUAGGGGAAAAUCACAAGAUGGUAAAUGCCGCAUUUGCUUGCCAGUUUACACAGGGUUGUAAAUUUGAGGGGAAAUGCCCUAUUUACCAGCUUUGUCCUUUAUUUAGCCUUAGUUUGCACUUUUUUGCACCAAAUUUGCACUGAGUAAAUUUGGUGUAAAUCAAAUUUGUCAUGCAGUGUCAGUAGACUACUAUUGAACAUUAGAACAUUGACAAGGCAGGUGUGAUGCAGAAUGAGAUGGGAAGAAGAAUUUUGUAUACUUUACUUACCAGAGGCCCAGUUCUUGUAAGCCCCGAUAAUUAUUAAUGAGCCUGGAAAGCUGUUGUUGUUUAUAUUAAAAAUUUGCAGAUAAUGUGAUAAAACUAUCAGUUAACAAAAUGAAAUGGACUGAUUUCUUAGAUGCAACCUGCACUUUUGUUCUUUAGAUUUUGAUUUGAAUAUUUAAUUAUGGGCCCAAAAGGUUACUGGGAUGUUUGUGGGGUGGAGGUGGGGGGUACUGCCAUGCAUGGGCUAUAUAGGCAAUUGUGCCGUUGGGAAUGGUAUGGUUUUUAAAGCGGUUUACUCUGGGAUAGGGUAUAUAAAUGAGAGAGUAAGGGACUACAGUAGGGUAUCAAUUUCCAGGAACCUGAUCAGUCAGUUGAAGAUUUUAGUCUAGAGUAGCCUCAAACCAGGAAUUGUCACUCAAAAAUAUAAAAAAAUAAAACUGGUUUUUUGUUUGCUGGACUAUGCUACUGACCUCAGUAGUUUCUGGAAAACAGCUACUCUAGGAUACAGGGGGAUAUUGGGAGUUUAGUCUAGUAUAGGGUACCAAAAUUCAGCUAAACUAGCUCUGGUAUAGGCUAAGGGUUCCAGGGUCCCAGUGGCACAUCCCCACCCAAAAAUUUCUAAUGUACUUCCCUCCCCCCAGAUGUUUGAGAGAAGGACACAAAAAUAAUUUUCCUCUUGGACCUGUAUGUCUAAUUGUAGAGUCUCAAAGUUUUGUAUAACAUGAACAGAAAGUUCUGAAAGUUUGAUCAUUAACCUUGUUUUCUUUUUCCUUACAGCUCAAGUAGUCUUUGAGAAAAUGAGGGAAAUGUUACAUUUUCUUCCUGACCCAAGACCAUCACUUACAGUAAGUGGAAUUUUUUUUAAGUGGUAA